Molecule: messenger RNA, 720 nt
Organism: Asparagus officinalis (garden asparagus)
Lineage: Eukaryota; Viridiplantae; Streptophyta; Magnoliopsida; Asparagales; Asparagaceae
Product: replication protein A 70 kDa DNA-binding subunit B-like
Exons: 7
Coding region: 1-720 (239 amino acids)
Source: RefSeq, a predicted model, not a curated record
AUGGUGAAAGUAACUACAUCAGAUAUUCUAGCAAUAACAACUAAUGUGAAGCCGGCAAUCAACUAUAUUACAAGACGCAACAAACCAGACAGUAGGAGGGAAAUCACACUUAUUGAUAUAAGUGGAAUGCUAAUGCGUGUAACUUUAUUUGGAGAUUUGGCUACAAAUGAAGGAUCAAUUCUUGAAGCAGAAAUCAAAUAUAAGUCUGUAAUAGCAUUAUCAGAUUUUAAAAUCUCUAUAUAUCAAGGAGAUACAAGCAUAUCGUCGCAAAUUAUUUCAACAUUAUGUAUAAACCCAAAAAUAGAACUAGCUAGCGAAUUAAGGGAAUGGUUUCAAUUGGAAAAAGCUGCAAAAGCAAAAGGAUCUCCAUCAACACUUUUUAAAAAUGUCAAGGAAAUUCAUAUUAGUGAUAUUAUGCAAACAUCACAAAAUUUGAUACAGGCACGGUAUUGCAUAUUUAAGGAAAAGAUAACUACUAUUUUAAAUAGGCUCGAGCCAUGGUUCUAUUAUUGCAAAGGCUGUGACAAGAAUGUUGAUAAAAAUGUUAGUAAAGAGUGUCUGAAUGACAAAUACCGCAGAAUCAUUGAUGACCUAGUACCAAGGUACUUAGUUAAGAUUCUCGUGGAAAAUGACACGGAUAAUGCAAGAGUAACACUCUUUGACGCAGCAGAAACUCUUAUUGGAUGCAAAGUAGAAAAAUUCAUUACAGAAAAGAAAUAG